This is a messenger RNA of Rhinolophus ferrumequinum (greater horseshoe bat), 2104 nucleotides long. RefSeq names its product nuclear factor, erythroid 2 (gene NFE2). The record is from RefSeq and is a predicted model, not a curated record. Gene Ontology annotation, molecular function: DNA-binding transcription factor activity, RNA polymerase II-specific; RNA polymerase II cis-regulatory region sequence-specific DNA binding. Gene Ontology annotation, biological process: regulation of transcription by RNA polymerase II. Bases 722 to 1849 code for a protein of 375 amino acids. The transcript is spliced from 3 exons. NCBI's taxonomy places the organism in Eukaryota, Metazoa, Chordata, Mammalia, Chiroptera, Rhinolophidae. Gene Ontology annotation, cellular component: nucleus.
UGCUAUUUACCAGCUUGGACCUCAAUUUCUGAAUGGACCUUAUAGGAUCUUUGUGAAAAUCAAUCUCAUAAACGAAUGCAUGUAAAACACCAGCACAGUUCUUGACAAAUGCUUAAUAAGUCUUUGUUACAGUUGUUAUAUUACCUUAGAAAAGGAAAGACCCCUGGCUGCAUGGGUUGGGGUUUGGCCAAGAUGACUCUGCGGGGACACAGGGCAGAGGUCCAGUGUCUCCAGAGACUAUUCCUCCUCUGCUGCCUGCAGCUGAUAAACCUCUUAUCUGGGCCUGGCAGGGGAGCCCAGGGCCAGGAUAGGAGGAGAGGGCAGGGCUGCUAUCAGCCACCAGGCCUGGUCCAUAUCUCAGAGAAGGGGCGGGGAUGUCUGCGUGGCUCUUCCCACAACACACUCCUUGGAGAUGCCCAAGUACUCACUCUCAUCUUGAGAAGAAAAGACUGAAAUCCUAAAACUGAGCAAAGAGGAGGAAAGCAGAGUGAUCCCUGAUGUUGCCCCGAGAAAAUGGGGGGUGGAAAUCCUAGGUGACGUGACUUCUGCCCCAGCCAGUGAUACAGUUCUGGGGAGAAAGAAGUAGGUGAAAGAGAAGGCAUCUUGUCUGAAAAAAAGGCAAAGACCUACUGUGCUCCCAAAGGAACUGACUACAACCAUAGCAGGUUGCUGAGGCCCUUUGGGUUCUGGGGGACCCUGGACCAGGUCCUGGCCCAGUAGGAUGCCCCCGUGUCCUCCCCAGCAGAGCAGAAACAGGGUGACACAGCUGCCCACUCCAGAGCUGGGCGAGAUGGAACUGACUUGGCAAGAGAUCAUGUCCAUCACUGAGUUGCAGGGCCUAAAUGCUCCAAGCGAGCCAUCAUUUGAGUCCCCAACCCCAGGCCCAGCCUCUUUUCCUGGGCCCCCACCGCCUCCAACUUAUUGUCCCUGCUCAAUCCACCCGGAUGCUGGCUUCCCUCUUCCUCCACCACCUUAUGAGCUCCCAGUACCCUCAUCUCAUAUCCCAGACCCUCCAUACUCCUAUGGCAACAUGGCCAUACCUGUCUCCAAGCCACUGACCCUCUCAGGCCUGCUCAGUGAGCCCCUCGCAGACCCUUUAGCCCUCCUGGACAUUGGGCUGCCAGCAGGGCCUCCCAAGCCCCAAGAAGACCCAGAAUCCGACUCAGGAUUAUCCCUUAACUAUAGUGACGCUGAAUCUCUUGAGCUGGAGGGGACAGAAGCUGGUCGGCGGCACAGCGAGUAUGUAGAGAUGUACCCAGUGGAGUAUCCCUACUCACUCAUGUCCAACUCCUUGGCCCACCCCAACUACGCCUUGCCACCUGCUGAGACCCCCUUAGCCUUAGAGUCCUCCUCAGGCCCUGUGCGGGCCAAGCCCGCUGCACGGGGGGAGGCGGGGAGUCGGGAUGAGCGACGGGCCCUGGCCAUGAAGAUCCCCUUUCCUACGGACAAGAUUGUCAACUUGCCAGUAGAUGACUUUAAUGAGCUGUUGGCACGGUACCCACUGACGGAGAGCCAGCUGGCACUAGUCCGGGACAUUCGACGACGGGGCAAGAACAAGGUCGCCGCCCAGAACUGUCGCAAGAGAAAGCUGGAGACCAUUGUGCAGCUGGAGCGGGAACUGGAGCGGCUGGGCAGUGAGCGGGAGCGGCUUCUCCGGGCCCGAGGGGAGGCAGAUCGAACCCUGGAGGUCAUGCGCCAACAGCUGACCGAGCUGUACCGUGACAUUUUCCAGCACCUGCGGGAUGAAGCCGGGAACAACUACUCUCCUGAAGAGUAUGCAUUGCAACAGGCUGCUGAUGGGGCCAUCUUCCUGGUGCCUCGGGGGACCAAGAUGGAGGCCACAGACUGAGCUGGCCAAGAAGGAUGGGACUGGUGAUGGAGAUUGCCUUCAUUCCCUUCUCAUAAAGGUACUCCCAAACCCUGAGGCCCAGAAGGGACAACAGUGGAAACUUCGCAUUUGGAAGGGCCAAGGUGUGUUCAGUGAGGCUUGCCAUGAGGCAAGUGAGAGGAAGGCUGGAAUCUCUCUUCUGUGAUUCAGCUUUCCAGUUCUCCAAUCUCUAUCUCUUGUUUGAACUUUGGUUUAUAAAGCGCUCUACAGAAAGAA